Messenger RNA from Nicotiana attenuata, 832 nucleotides. RefSeq names its product remorin-like. The transcript is spliced from 5 exons. The coding region runs from base 116 to 658 and encodes 180 amino acids. The record is from RefSeq and is a predicted model, not a curated record. Lineage: Eukaryota; Viridiplantae; Streptophyta; Magnoliopsida; Solanales; Solanaceae.
CUCAAGCCUCUUCUCUUCAUUCUGAUUUCUGAGGCGACAGUUAUUUCAACUACCAAUAUCUUCUACCUCACUCGAUCUCUCAUUCAAUCUUCUGAUCCUAUAAUUUUCACUAAUUAUGGCAGAAGAAGCAGCUAAGGAUGUGGCCGAGGAUAAAGCCAUCGUUCCAUUAGCUCCUCCUCCUCCUUCUGAAGAAGAAGAAAAAGACAAACCCGAUGAUGACUCAAAAGCUCUAGCCAUCGUCGAAACUAAAGCACUAGUACCUGUUGAGAAAAGAGGAUCUGUUGACAGAGAUGCAACUCUUGCACGAUUUACGACAGAGAAGAGGUUGUCCCUAAUCAAAGCAUGGGAAGAAAGUGAGAAAUCAAAAGCUGAAAACAAAGCUCAGAGAAAGCAAUCUGAAAUCCUUGCAUGGGAGAACAGCAAGAAAGCAAGCUUGGAGGCAGAGCUCAAAAAGAUUGAGGAGAAAUUGUUGAAAAAGAAGGCAGAGUACAUUGAGAGAAUGAAAAACAAGAUUGCUCUACUCCACAAGUCAGCAGAAGAGAAGAGAGCGAUAAUUGAAGCUAAACGUGGAGAAGAUCUUCUUAUGGCAGAGGAGACAGCAGCAAAACACCGUGCCACUGAAACUUCUCCAAAGAAAACUCUCCUUGGUUGUUUCUGAAGUGGCAAAAUAUCAGUUUGAUAUACAUUAUUGGUCGUAAACAUUGUAUAGUGAAGUGUGCGGACUUGGAAUUUCUUUGCAUUAGAAACAACAUUGUGAGAUUAUGCUCCUGGAGAUAAUUAUCUGUCAAACUGUAUUGAAAAAACUUGAAAGAAACCUUCCAUGUUAGCAAUA